Pelodiscus sinensis (Chinese soft-shelled turtle) is the source of this 8818-nucleotide messenger RNA. It is a transcript of the gene DENND4A, whose product is annotated as DENN domain containing 4A. Gene Ontology annotation, cellular component: ESCRT I complex; cytoplasmic vesicle. Gene Ontology annotation, biological process: regulation of Rab protein signal transduction. NCBI's taxonomy places the organism in Eukaryota, Metazoa, Chordata, Testudines, Trionychidae. Gene Ontology annotation, molecular function: protein binding. The record is from RefSeq and is a predicted model, not a curated record.
GGCGGCGGCAGGAGGCGGCGCUGAGGGGCGGGGGAAUCCCGCCUGAGACACCCACGCGGGCGGGGGAGGCGGCGGCUCGGGCUCCCGUCAGGAUGAGAUAAGGGCGCUGGGACCGGCUCCGUCGCGCAGGGGGAGGAGGAACCCGCCGCCCCCAUGGGGAGCGCAGCUCCGGCCUGAGAUAUAGCUUUCUGUGAUGGAAGAUGGAAGACAAAGGAGCUCGUGUUGCUGACUACUUUGUUGUAGCAGGAUUGACAGAUAUUUCAAAACCACUAGAAGAAGAAAUCCACUUCAAUGAUGCUUGCCAUAAAAUAGCUAAACCAAAAGAACCUAUCACUGAUGUGACACUAAUUAUCAAAUCUCUGGGGGAGGAAGUGCCUCAGGGAUAUAAAUGCAUAGAUGUUACUCCAUCAGGACUAUCAGCAGAUCUCAAUAAUGGUAGUCUUGUGGGUCCACAGAUUUUUCUUUGCUACAGGAGAGCAAGGGACAAGCCUCCACUUACUGAUCUUGGGGUUUUAUAUGAUGGGAAAGAGAGAUUAAAACAGGGCUGUGAAAUCAUUCAAGCCACUCCACAUGGUCGUCCUGCAAACAUUAGUGGCAGUGCCUCAUCACAAAGAGUGUACAUCACUUACCGAAGAGCCUCCAAAAACAUGACCCAAAACACCUUGGCUGUCACAGAUAUAUGUAUAAUAAUACCAAGUAAGGGAGAGAGCCCUCCACAUACAUUCUGCAAGGUUGACAAGAAUCUUAAUAACAGUAUGUGGGGCUCAGCAGUAUACUUAUGUUACAAAAAGUCUGUGGCAAAAACCAAUACCAUAUCAUAUAAAGCUGGUUUAAUAUGCAGAUUUCCUGAAGAAGACUACGAAUCAUUCCCAUUACCAGAAUCAGUGCCUCUCUUUUGUCUACCCAUGGGUGCAACUAUUGAGUGUUGGCCAUCUAAUAGUAAAUACUCCUUUCCAGUUUUUUCUACAUUUGUACUAACUGGAGCUUCAGCUGAGAAGGUAUAUGGUGCUGCUAUUCAAUUCUAUGAACCAUAUCCUGAGGAGAAUCUCACAGAAAAACAGAAAUCUCAGUUAGGGCUAGUGGCUACUGGAGAUGGGAAGUCAGAUAACUCCAAAACAGUUCAGACUAACAAAUGCAUUUGUCUACUCUCCCACUGGCCUUUUUUUGAUGCUUUCAAGAAGUUUCUUACCUUUCUUUAUCGUUACUCCAUCUCGGGUCCUCAUGUCCUGCCUAUUGAAAAACAUAUUUCCCAUUUUAUGCACAAAGUUCCUUUUCCAUCUCCUCAGAGGCCAAGAAUUUUAGUUCAGCUAUCACCACAUGAUAACUUGAUUCUUAGUCAGCCGGUGUCAUCACCUCUACCACUGAGUGGUGGCAAGUUUUCUACGUUGCUUCAGAACCUAGGGCCUGAGAAUGCAGUAACUCUACUUGUAUUUGCUGUAACAGAACAUAAAAUUCUCAUACAUUCCUUACGACCGUCUGUCCUUACUAGUGUGACAGAGGCAUUAGUCUCUAUGAUAUUUCCUUUCCACUGGCCAUGCCCAUACAUUCCUCUAUGCCCCUUGGCACUGGCAGAUGUGUUAAGUGCACCAUGUCCAUUCAUAGUAGGAAUUGAUUCAAGAUACUUUGAUCUCUAUGAUCCCCCACCAGAUGUUAGCUGUGUCGACCUAGAUACCAACACCAUUUCUCAAACUGGAGAUAAGAAAACUAUUUCGUGGAAGAUCUUACCAAAGAAACCUUGCAAAAAUCUGAUGAACACUUUAAAUAACUUGUAUCAACAAUUGGCAGAAUUGCAGCAAAGACCAAGCGAAGAUGCAUUAAUGGAAUUAGCAAUGAAUGACUAUGAUUUUAAUUCUGGGAAGAAAUUACAUUUGAUAGAUAUUGAGAUCCAGGAGGCAUUUCUUUGUUUCAUGGCUUCAUUGUUAAAAGGUUAUCGGUCGUACCUAAGGCCAAUAACACAGGCACCGUCUGAGACAGCCACAGAUGCAAGUUCCCUCUUUGAACUACAAGGAUUCUUAAAAAGUCGAGAUCGAUCACAUCAAAAAUUCUACACAUCAAUGACCAAAACUCAAAUGUUCAUUCGCUUCAUUGAAGAAUGUUCCUUUGUUAGUGAUAAGGAUGCAAGCCUUGCAUUUUUUGAUGAUUGUGUAAAUAAAGUAGAUAUGGACAGGAGUGGUGAAACUCGGCUUAUAGAACUGGAUGAGUCCUACAAGAGUGAACAUACCGUUUUCAUCACACCACCUGAGAUCCCUCACCUACCUAAUGGUGAAGAGCAUCCUUUGCAGUACAGCUAUAAUGGAUUUCCUGUGCUGAAACUAGAUUUGUUUGAUCGACCUGAGGGGUUCCUGACUACACCAAAUAACAAACUGUCUUCAAAAGGCAGUAGUCCCAACAGCCCAUCCCCAAUGUUCAGGAGAACAAAACAGGAAAUAAAGUCAGCCCAUAAGAUAGCUAAGAGGUACUCCUCCAUCCCUCAGAUGUGGUCCAGGUGUUUGCUGCGGCACUGCUAUGGGCUAUGGUUUAUCUGCCUUCCUGCAUAUGUGAAAGUGUGCCAUUCAAAAGUCAGGGCUCUGAGAACCGCAUAUGACGUGCUGCGAAAAAUGCAUACCAAAAAGAUAGAUCCACCUGAUGAGGUAUGUUACCGGGUGCUUAUGCAGCUAUGUGGGCAAUAUGGCCAGCCUGUGCUUGCAGUGAGAGUCCUUUUCGAAAUGAAAAAAGCCGGUGUUGACCCUAAUGCCAUUACAUAUGGUUACUAUAACAAGGCUGUUUUGGAAAGCACUUGGCCUUCAAGUAAUAGAAGUGGCUAUUUUCUAUGGACGAAGAUAAGAAAUGUUGUAUUAGGAAUUGCACAGUUUAAAAAAGCUUUAAAAAAACUACCUAUAAACAUACCACAAACUGCUCUUUCCGGGGGACUUUCAGAUCUUGGCGGUAAUUUGUCUUCUAAAGAAGAAUUUAGGCAAGGGGAAACGUUUGUUCGAGAUAUUAAAAAGCAAAAAGAGGACAAGAAAGAAAGUGAUUCCAGUUCUUUGUCUGAAACAGAGAGUGCAAAAGGGAGUGGUGACUGUCUUCCCAAGCUAAAUUAUCAAAAUUCAAGUAGCACUUCAUGUCAACUAGCAAAAACUGCUUCUAACAUAGUACGACUCAAUGGUACCAUUGACAAUGCUGACAGCACAGUUGAGGAAGUCCGCACUGAAAGCCCAGCAGGGCUGCUGUUCACAUCUGCUUUUGAGGAUACCAAUGAAGCAGAAGUUAUUCAAAGUAAAACCUUAAGGAAGAGACAUAAAAGUGCUAUGGAACCUGACCUGAAACAGAUGUCCUGGGGAAGCAGGAAUCGUAAUCUGAGUGGUGAUGCGUUGAUGGGGCUUGUGAUCAAUAGAAUUAACCAAAAUGAGGACCCUGGAGAUAUUGUUGAAAAAUUAGGCGCUGAUGCAAAAAUACUAUCUAAUGUAUUCCAGAAGAGCAUAAGGCCAAAUAGUCUUGACAUCAGGAAAUCAUCUUUAAGAUCUAAGAGAGAGAGUCUGGAGAAGGAAUCUAGUGAUGAAGAUGCACCUUUCUAUGGCAGUUUUGCAGAUAAAAUAGAGUCUCCUGUUAUCUUUGAAUUAGAAGACUUAGAUGCUGAACCUGACAUAGCCAGAACAGUAAAGUUAUCUACUAAAAAACCUAAGACGCUACAGCGUAAUAGUAGCUUUCUGAUAAAACCAGUUGAAAAAACAGAUGUGGAAACUGGAUUUGAUCCCCUUUCGCUCCUGGUUGCUGAGACAGAGCAACGGAAAGAAGAUGAUGAAGACGAUGAUGACAAAAGCAUUUCAACACCAUCUGCAAGGCGCGAUUUAGCUGAAGAAAUAGUGAUGUACAUGAACAACAUGAGCAGCCCCUUGACAAGCCGUGCACCAAGCAUUGACUUGCAAAAAACAUACGAUGACAAAAAUGUUAGUAAAAAGAGUCCAACGGUCACCCAGUCGUGCAGACGAUCCAGCCUUCCUCCAAACUCUCCCAGGCCAGUGAAUCUUACCAAAUCUAAAAGUUAUCACAUGAAAAAUGAAGAGAGGCCAAGGGACAGGCUUUGGUCCUCUCCGGCUUACACACCAAACAGUCCAGCAAGGGAACAAUCACAGGACAUGGCUGGUGCAUUGACUCUAGUGUCUCCACCUUCAUUCAACUUGGAUACGCUAUUAACACCUACAUUUGAUGUUCUGAAGAGCAGCGUGUUUUCUGCUGGGAAAGGGGUUGCAGAGAAAGCCAGCAAGUGGUAUUCAAAGUUUACUACGUAUGCUGCAUCCUCAAAGGAUCAAAAUUCAGACCGAGCAAGUGUUUCAUCUCUUGGAGUCCUGGAUUCAGAAUCUACCUCUCUAAAUGAUGAAGAUAUCUGCAAUGACUUUGAAGAUACUUCUUCUCCUCAAGAGAACAAUGACACCUCAAUAAAUAAGGGAAUUGGUCUAAGCAGGACAAGCCUAGAAAGUUCAUCUUCUCAUGAUGGCUCAUCCAAGCAAUUUUAUCCCUGUGGUUCUCUUUCAAAGUUCCCCUUGCCUGACAAGUCAGAGUUGAUCUCUUCUUGCAGCACAAGCAGCACCAGUGUGUUUCAGAACUAUGCAAUGGAGGUACUCAUCUCCAGCUGUUCGCGAUGUCGAACUUGUGACUGUCUGGUUCAUGAUGAAGAAAUCAUGGCAGGAUGGACUGCAGAUGAUUCAAAUCUCAAUACUACAUGUCCCUUCUGUGGCAACCUAUUCCUGCCCUUUUUGAAUAUUGAAAUCCGAGAUCUGCGGCGACCUGGGCGGUACUUUCUGAAGUCCAGUCCUUCUACAGAAAAUAUGCAGCUUGCAUCACCUUUUUCAAAUCAAACAGGAAAAUCCUGUAUCUCUACUCCCACAUCAGGUCUUGCCACAUCUGUAAUGUCCGUUCAAGAUAAUUUUAAUCCAAAAUGUAAAUCUAAACAGCAGGACAGUUCUUGUGCCCGAAGUAUCCAAAUCCCUUCAGGACGAAGACAAAAUAUGACUGGGUCAGAAUGUCCAAGUCACGCUGUAGCAAGAAGUGUCAGUACUUAUGGUCCACUGGAAGAGGUCGAGAAGGGAAGCCGGAAGCUCAGCCAUAUUGUUCCCACUGGCAGCCUGCCCACUACUCUGCAAGGAACUACAGAUUCUUUGGGACUAGAAUGGCAUUUAUGUAGUCCUGACCCCAUCACUGUUCCUUACCUAAGUCCUCUAGUGGUAUGGAAAGAGCUUGAAAGCUUGCUUGAAAAUGAAGGGGAUCGUGUGAUAACAGUGGCAGAUUUUGUAGACCAUCAUCCUAUCGUGUUUUGGAAUCUAGUGUGGUAUUUCAGGCGUCUGGAUUUGCCUAGUAACUUACCAGGACUAAUACUUUCUUCUGAGCACUGUAAUAAAAACUCAAAGAUUCCACGAAACUGCAUGUCAGAGGACAGUAAAUAUGUUCUCAUUCAGAUGCUAUGGGACAAUAUGAAGUUGCAUCAGGAUCCAGGACAACCCCUGUAUAUUCUGUGGAAUGCACAGACCCAAAAGUAUCCAGUGGUCCAUUUAUUGCAAAAAGAUGAUGACUCCUUUAACCAGGAUCUCUUGAGAAGCAUGGUGAAAAGUAUUAAGAUGAAUGAUGUCUAUGGACCAAUGAGUCAAAUCUUAGAGCGAUUAAACAAAUGGCCACAGAUGAAAAGACAGAGGAGCCUCUAUAGAGAAAUACUAUUUCUUUCACUUGUUGCUCUAGGAAGAGAGAACAUUGAUAUAGAGGCUUUUGACAGAGAAUACAAAAUGGCCUAUGAUCGUCUCACAGCUAAUCAAGUCAAGAGUACUCACAACUGCGAUAGACCUCCAAGUACUGUUGAGAGAACCAUAUCUUUAAAAUCUAAAUAUAUUUCUAUAAAUUAAUUAUAUACAUGUGUAAAGUAACACUUCAGUCACAGAGAACAUCUCAGUCUUCAGUGUUUAAAAACACAUUUACAAUGUACAGUGUCAGAAGAACUGGACCAAUGAACAGUUACAAAAAUGGACAAUGAUGCAAAGAAUGGGCCUAAUACCACUUUCCCCUCUUUGCUUCACUCUCCAAAUCGUUGUGUGGAGUAGGGGACCUUACUAAAUCAGCUCUCUAAUAAGGGACAACUUUUACAGUCCUUUAAAGAAAACUUGGAGAGGCAGGCAAAUAUGAUGCACUGAAACUGGCAUGAGUGAAGUAAAUCCUGCAAAUCUGUUUACAUAGAAUAUUCAAAAUGUUACGAAGAGCAUACAAAGCUGUAUUAUAUAUAUAUUUUAAAUUGUUUAUAGUAUGUUGAUAUUUUUUUAAUUUUUUAAAUUACUCUAGUGAAUUUUAAAUGAACUUAUUGCAUAAGCAAUAGAGUGCUCAUUUUUUUUCCGCUAUUUAUAGUAAUUGGUCCAACUAGGUUUAGAACAAAAUCAAUUGUUUUUGAAGUGGUCUGUAUAUUUCAGCACAGUCUUAAGUAGCAUUCUGAAGUCGGUAUUUCUCUUGCACUUACAAAACUUGUACUACCAUUGCAAUCAGAUGAAAAGUACGGCAAACUUGUGUAAAACUAUACACUCUGACUCUUUAUAGUAUCUUAAUUUCUAUAGCAGUCCUCCACAAAAUUCUGUAAUACAUUGAAUGAUCUCGCGGCUCAAGGAGAUCCAACAUGCUAACUGUUGGCAUUCGCUAAUUGAAUAUGUCUACAGAUAUAUAUUACAAGGUGCAUAGCAAUUAGCAUACAAAAAUAUUGUCACAUAAAAUGUACAGUGUACAGUCCUCCAUAUGGGAGUGUAGGUAUGUUUGUAAAUGCCUUAAAUAGGGCACAUAGUUCAUGCUGGUCCAAAGCUACACUAUUUUUUUAAAGUAAGAAAUUUGGAUAUGGCAAAUAUGCUACAUGAAAUAUAUAGGGAAUGCAAUAUGUUGGGAUAUGCUAUCUGUAAUAAGGUGUAUUUGGAAUGGCUGAUAUUAUAUUUUACAGGCAACACAGUAACUUUGGCUUUGUGAAGCUGCAUAACUCUCCACCUUGGAGCCAUGACUUCUGGCACGUGCUUUGAAGAUCUAGAAACUUCAGAAAAUGUUAUACAUUCAUCCAUAGCAGCUGUACACCAGAAAGUGGGUUUUAUAUACAAAGUUUCAGAGUUUUUGUGGGCGAGUUCUUUUUCCUACCUCCCCCUGACCCAUAGUAUUGGAGGUGCAGAAGACAUUCUUUCAGUCUUUGAGAAAUGGGUUUGGGUUUGCCUGCUUGCAGAUAUUCUCUCAACUUUCUCUCAACCUCUCUAAUUUCCAAGAGCAAUCAUACCAUAAUAUUUACCUACAUGGGGAAAAAUAAAUAUACCUUUUUGGUAGGAGAUUUUUAAAUCGCUCGAGACAUUUGUGCCAGCCAUCUUGUAAGAGCUAAUGAGAGGCAAUGAGGACUCCAUCCUAUUUCCACUGAAAUAAAUAGAAAAAUUCUAUUGACUUCUUUAUUAUUAUUUAUAAAUGAAAGGAAAUAGGAUCAGACCUUUAGAGGGGUAUUUCAAAGCACCUAUCAAUCCCUCUACAAAAGAGUUAAGGGGAUGCUGGCCCAAGCAGAAAGUUUUAAAAUGUCAAGAACUCCAGUUUACUCUUGAUGUUGUAUGCAAGAUACAUCUUGGACCCACAUGUGGCCUUUUUGGAUACAGCUUUCAUUGAAUACUCUUCUCUAAAAUGCUGCUUAUCGUGUAGCUAUUUUUUGUAGGUGGAAAUAGCAAUGUUACAUUUACCACUAGUUUUCAUAUGCUUAAUUAUUUUAACAAUUUGUGAUGCUUUAUUUUGUAGUGCCCACAUUUUAUGAAAAGAGUUUCACUACAUCAGUGUGGAAUAAUCGUGUUAAUUAUAAGUUACUGUACACAAGUACUUUGCCAACAUGCUCAACUCAGUCUUCAAAACCAGCUUGCAGAAAACAUGGUCAUUACUUUUGAACUUACUCAUUGUAAGUACCUAGUUACAUGCAUGCAUGUUCUGCUGUAGCUACAUUGUAUUUACCAAGUAAAAGUUACCUACAAUAGUUGCCAUGUGUGGAAAUAAUGGCCUAUAUAUUUCUGCUGUGUAUAAUGCAGUGUCACACCACUUUCUUUAAAUCCUGUUUUCUGCUAUAAUUACCACUACUUGAGGAUCACCAUUUUUAUAGCGCCUACUAGCCAUGACGGAGGGCAGUCUGUUUCUUCAGAGCUGUCAUUGGUGUUAUAGAGGUACUUGGGAAAACUAUGAGGCAGGCUUCAAGUUUUAGUCUGAGAAGGCCUGUACUGUCACAAGUAUCUGAGUUUGGUCUCCAAUCAAGUCUUAUAUGCACUUGUGCAAGCACAAGAAUAUCAACAUCUUUAAUACCUGGCCCAAUCCUUUAGCUCAACUUGCUUAUGAGUGCUUUCUGCUACCUCAGUUGUAGAAGGCUAAACAAGUUUGCCAUCUUACGCAGGUAUGAAAAGUCCCUUCAGUAUUAUAUUGAAAGUACUCUUAAGACUGCAGUUCUAAAAGAUUGCUGAUGUUUAGUUGUGCUUGCUUCACAUUAAUAUAUAAUGUAGUUUUUAUUUAUCAAAUGAAAUCAUUAUAAACGUAACCUUUAAAUACUCUUUUGCAAAAUCUGUGGCAAGUCAGUCAACUGUAGAAACAUUAGAACAUAAGAACAGCCAUACAGGGUUAGACCAUCUAGCCAGUAUGCUGUCUUCUGACAGUGGCUAAUGCAAGAUAUUUCAAAGGGAAUGAACAGAAAAGGGCGGUUAUCCAUCCUAUGACAUCCAGACCCAGUUUAUAGCAUUUAGGGCAUGUCUACACUGCCGAGAAGAUCUACCCUCUGGAGGUUGAUCUUCUAGUGUUUGAUUUAGUGGGUCUAGAGUAGACCCCC